Dama dama (fallow deer) is the source of this 1582-nucleotide messenger RNA. RefSeq names its product GID complex subunit 8 homolog (gene GID8). Lineage: Eukaryota; Metazoa; Chordata; Mammalia; Artiodactyla; Cervidae. The record is from RefSeq and is a predicted model, not a curated record. The transcript has 5 exons. Gene Ontology annotation, biological process: positive regulation of canonical Wnt signaling pathway; proteasome-mediated ubiquitin-dependent protein catabolic process. Bases 155 to 841 code for a protein of 228 amino acids. Gene Ontology annotation, molecular function: protein binding. Gene Ontology annotation, cellular component: cytoplasm; nucleus.
CCGCCCCCGCCUCCGCCUCCGCCGCGGCCCCCGCCUCCGCCUCCCAGACCCCGGAGCCGCCACCUCCCCCUCCCCGCCUGGCCCCGCCGGGCCCUUCGAGCGGCCGCGGAGACCGCGCAGCGCGGCAGGCGGGAUCCGCACGAAAUAAAUCAGAAUGAGUUACACAGAAAAACCCGAUGAAAUCACAAAGGAUGAGUGGAUGGAAAAGCUCAAUAACUUACAUGUCCAAAGAGCAGACAUGAACCGUCUCAUCAUGAACUACUUGGUCACAGAGGGCUUUAAGGAGGCAGCAGAGAAGUUUCGAAUGGAAUCUGGGAUUGAACCCAGUGUUGAUCUAGAAACACUUGACGAGCGAAUCAAAAUCCGUGAGAUGAUACUGAAAGGUCAGAUUCAGGAGGCCAUUGCGCUCAUCAACAGCCUCCACCCAGAGCUGCUGGACACAAACCGCUAUCUCUACUUCCAUCUGCAACAACAACACCUGAUCGAGCUGAUCCGCCAGCGGGAGACAGAGGCGGCGCUGGAGUUUGCACAGACCCAGCUGGCUGAGCAGGGUGAGGAAAGCCGCGAGUGUCUGACCGAGAUGGAACGCACACUGGCCCUGCUGGCCUUUGACAACCCCGAGGACUCCCCCUUUGGAGACCUGCUCAACAUGAUGCAGAGGCAGAAGGUGUGGAGUGAAGUGAACCAAGCUGUCCUGGAUUACGAGAAUCGUGAGUCAACACCCAAGCUGGCAAAGUUGCUGAAACUACUCCUUUGGGCUCAGAAUGAGCUGGACCAGAAGAAAGUAAAAUACCCUAAAAUGACAGACCUCAGCAAAGGCGUGAUCGAGGAGCCCAAGUAGUCUGUGUGGGGCCCCGCUGCAUGGCCCUGGGCCCGCGGGCGCCACCUGGGACUGAAGAUUUUUAUGGCAGCAGAGGACUCUCUUCUCCCUUCUUUUACUGUUUGUGUUUUUGUUUUGUUUUGUUUUGUUUUUUUGACCCAGAAUCAUUUUGAAAGGGAAACUGGCCCUUUUAAGCACUGGAAAACCAGUGCAAGAUACCGUCUCUUCUGGAAGGCCGGCAAGGACUGCCCCAUGGCGUGUGCUCAGCGUUCUGGGCACUUCAACUCCUGAAGGCGCCUCAUCUUAGGGCCGCUAGUCCACCCGAGGCCCCGCUCAGAGCACCAGGCAGCACUGAUGACCAUCUUGUUCUGUCAGCAUCCAGGAGGACAGCGUGUCCUCCUCCCCCCCAUCACGGCCGGCCUUCGUGUAGAAGUGUUUUCUUUCCCUCUUUGGUUUUUGGUUUGUUUUUGUUUUUUCAUAGGAAAGACUAUAUGAAUUUGUAAACCCCAAUUCAAAGACUUCUUUUGUGCGAGGGCACUCAGUUUGGUUGUCUUCCUGUUUGGUCUGGGUCAUGUGGCUUUGGGGGAGAUGGGUGUGUGUGUGUGUGUAUGCGGGGUGGGCUGUGUGUUUUUUAAUUUUUUAAAUAUAUAUUUUGGUGCUGUAAGUGGUGAGAGACUCUUUCCUAGUGGAUCAAUGAACCAUCUCUCCUGGGCACUUUUGUUGAAAAUAAAGGUUUCUCCUUAAUUUCAAGAAUGACCACAA